AACAAGACUGUACAGGGAGGCAUCCCCAGCAUGGUGGGCGACCGGGUGCCCCCAAAGGCCAGCGCAGUGGUCAUCGACAUGGGCACAGGCACCUGUAAGGUGGGCUUUGCGGGGCAGGCCCGGCCCACUUACACCGUGGCCACCAUCGUAGGCUGCCAGCCCCAGAAGCCAACCACCACGGGGCAGCCGGUGCUGGCGACUUUCAUUGGCGAGGCCGCCUGCUCGGGCCCAGAUCUGACACUGGUGCAGCCGGUGAGGAAUGGCAUCGUGGUGGACUGGGAAGCGGCAGAGCUCAUCUGGAGCCACCUGCUGAAGCACGACCUGCGUCUGGCCCCGGAGGACCACCCGCUGCUGUUCUCCGACCAGCCCUUCAGCCCCACCACCAACCGUGAGAAGCUGGUGGAGGUGGCCUUCGAGUCGAUGAGCUCCCCGGCCAUGUACGUGGCUUCCCAGUCAGUGCUGUCCGUCUACGCGCAUGGGCGGGUCAGCGGGCUGGUGGUGGACAUAGGCCACGGAGUCACCUCCACGGUGCCCGUCUUCCAGGGCUACCACCUGCCUCACGCCAUCGAGCGCCUGGACCUGGCGGGCACCCACCUGACAGCCUUCCUGGCGGAGGUGCUGCUGGGCCCCCGCUGCCCGCUGCGGCGGCAGGACCUGGGCGCCGUGGAGGUCAUCAAGCACCGCUGUUGCUACGUGGCCCCGGAUUUCCAGAAGGAAUGCGCCCGACCGGAGCAAGAGUGCCGGCAGCGCCUGAGGCUGCCCGAGGGCCAGAUGGUCUCGCUGGGUAAGGAGCUCUUCCAGUGCCCGGAGCUGCUGUUCAGCCCCCCGCAGAGGCCUGGGCUGUCGCCCGUGGGCGUCCCCACCAUGGCCAAACGGAGUCUUAGCAAGGUGCCUGCGGAGGUUCGGGGCGACGUGGCCCAAAACGUGCUGCUCUGCGGCGGGUCCUCGCUCUUCGUGGGACUGGAGGGCCGCUUCCGCGCCGAGCUGCUGCGCAGUCUGCCCCCGGACGCGCGCCCGGCGGUGGCAGCCCAGCCCGCCCGGAACUUAUCGGUGUGGACUGGGGGCUCCAUCCUAGCCUCGCUGGGCGCCUUCCAGUCCUGCUGGGUCCUGAGGGAGCAGUAUGAGGAGCAGGGGCCCCAGAUUGUGUACCAAAAAUGCUACUGA
Molecule: messenger RNA, 1164 nt
Organism: Artibeus jamaicensis (Jamaican fruit-eating bat)
Lineage: Eukaryota; Metazoa; Chordata; Mammalia; Chiroptera; Phyllostomidae
Gene: ACTL9
Product: actin like 9
Exons: 1
Coding region: 31-1164 (377 amino acids)
Biological process (GO): axonogenesis; cell motility
Cellular component (GO): membrane; NuA4 histone acetyltransferase complex; cytoplasm
Molecular function (GO): protein kinase binding; nucleosomal DNA binding
Source: RefSeq, a predicted model, not a curated record